Mangifera indica (mango) is the source of this 1434-nucleotide messenger RNA. RefSeq lists its product as uncharacterized. The transcript is spliced from 5 exons. Gene Ontology annotation, biological process: mRNA splicing, via spliceosome. The coding region runs from base 242 to 1102 and encodes 286 amino acids. The record is from RefSeq and is a predicted model, not a curated record. Gene Ontology annotation, cellular component: U12-type spliceosomal complex. Lineage: Eukaryota; Viridiplantae; Streptophyta; Magnoliopsida; Sapindales; Anacardiaceae.
UCUUCAAAAUUAGCAGAGUAAAUCGCGCCCUCAACGGUCUCUUCCCAAUGCAAGUUCAGAUGGUGUGUCGGUAAAUUUUUGGUUUUUGUUGGAGGAAGAACCCUAGAAACAUACUUUCCCAUAACAAAUUACCUGUGCUCAAUUCCAAAAACAAACAGAGCGAAUUUCAAUUGUAAUUGUUUCUGGAAACAAAGAAGAAAGGAAAAAAAACAAAGUCUUAAUUGAUACAGACUGCCUACUGAUGGUGCGCGUUUUGAUAGAGCGACGAUGCGUUGCUCCGGUGACGAUUAACGACGGUGAUGAUCAUAAUCAUGGCGAUGCUUGUGAUUUUAAUGAUUCUGAUGAUGAUUAUGAUUUUAAAGGUAGUGUUGGGCUGAAGCUAAGGUACAUGAGGCUUCCUCAGACUCAGCUCAGGCUCUCUGUUUUGAAGCUGGACGGUUCUUUCUUCGAUGUGCAUGUUGCAAGGAAUGUUACAGUGGCAGGGCUUAAAAAAGCCAUAGAGGAAGUUUUUGCUUCGUCACCAAGGGAUAGUCAGGGGAAAAUUUCAUGGAUGCAUGUUUGGGGACACUUUUGCUUAUCCUAUGAUGGUCAAAAGUUGGUUAAUGACAAAGCUCGAAUUUGGGAUUUUAGGAUCAAGGAUGGCGAUCAGCUUCAGUUUGUUAGGCAUAUGUCCAUCAACUACUUACAUUCAAAAAGACCUGCUAGAACUCAGAGUGUUGCUUCCACCCAGCAUUCAAUGUCAUCAUCAGGAUCAGGUGCUCAUGAAGAGAUGAGACAUACUUAUCUUGCUGAUAAAGCCAAUUUAGAAAAUCAAGAAGUAAGUUCAUUAUCAGGUUCACAUGGUUGUGGAGAGAAGAGACUGCCUGGUCUUACUGAUGAAGAUAGUUUACGAAAUCAAGAGGACAGCAACAACUACUAUAAUUAUGAACAUGUGGAAGAAAUGCCUGCACCAGAGUUCAAGUUGGCUAACUUCCUAAGAGGGUGGUUGUCAUACACCAGAUUGUGGGGUGUUUCAGGAAGGACAUCAGAACGCAAGAGCCGUCUCUCCAGAUUUGCUCGACAUCGCUUAGGACAUGCUGACAGCAAGAUGAUACAGUGUUGACUCUAAUUAAGUAUGGUUAUUGAACUUAGUAGGCCAGAUCUAACACGUGUGAAGCUCUCCACUCUGAGGUAUGCCCUUCUGCCACAUUUUGUAUAAAACAUAUUAUACAUCAAGUUCUCUCUAGUAGGCUAUUCAAGUUUUUCUAAUGCAAAAGUUUUUGUUCACUUGGCGCUAGGGAUGGAUUCGAGCCGAGCCGAGCCCGAACACAGGUAAACUCGGUUUCAGCUCGGUUACUGUUCACUCGAGCCGAGCCGUGGCUCGAGCUCGCCGAGCUUUACGAAAAUGCAGCUCGUAUUCGAGCUCGCUGGCUCGCGAGCCGUUCGCGAGCCGUU